AUGCCUUCGCAAGAGAUCAUUGAGGUCGUUGACGACGAGGAAGGAAAUGGAAGUCCUGGUCAAUCAAUCAGCCCUGCUGCUGGACAAGCUUCAAAACGUGACAACGACGGCGGCAGCAAGCCGUCGAAAAGAAAAAUCACCCCAAUGACGAACAAUAGCAAGCAAAAGGAGGCUCCCAAGAAGAAGGGAAAGCAACAAGCGGGCAUUAUGGGAUUUUUCAGCAAGAAAAAGUCGCCGUCAACGCCAUUUGCCAGCAAUGACAACAGCAAGGAGCCAACCAAAAAGGUUCCAGCGGCCACUGCUUCUUCCAAAAAGCCUCCAAAAUCCAAUGCGGAGAAGAAGAAGGAGACUACAGCGCCUGAAAAAGGCACCAAGAAUCAGUCAAAAAAGCCCACUCCACCCGUCGCCAAAACCAACACCAAUGCCAAGCCCGCCAGUACUAGUAGUAGUGGAUUCAACAAGUCUCGUCACUCCAAAAUGGACUUCAAAGACAUUGCGGUUGGAAAGCUCACUGGGAAAAAGUCCCCCGACGCGCUGGGUAAGCUGAACAUGCCGAAGGAUGAGAAAAUGGCACCGCCAACCCCAGUCACAAAGGAAGAGUUGGACGCCAUGCUUCCCAAAGUUCCUCCACUGAGUGCUGUUGUCCGAGACACAAAAUUGCCCGCCAUCAACGAGCCAAACAGCGCAAAAUCAACGCAGCUAUCAAAAUGUGACCUGCCGCUGUCUCAGGAUGAUUCUGAAGCAGGCACUCCUUUUGGAGCUGUGCGGAACAAUUUGGAGGAAAAGUUUGACAGUCAAAAGGAUCCUGUUCAUGAUGAGGAUACCAAAGAGCAACCGGCGGAUGGAACCGUGACAACAGAAUCGCAAGACAUGGAGGAUAAAAAAACCGCUGCCAAGGAAUCACAAGAGGAAAUCCCAGCCUCCUCUGAUGACAAUGCUGAAUCAAACGACGUGGAAAUGAAGGCGGCGGACGAGAGCCCGGACGUUGCGGAAGACUCGGAGGAAGUGGAAGUGGAGAUUGUAGAGCCAAAAGAAACUGAGGUCGAGACUGCUGCAAAAGAGAGCAAUAAUGACCAAACCGAGAACCAAAUGGAAGUGGACGACUCGUCGCAACCAGACGAUAGCUCGCAAUCAGAUGACAAGUCACAAGCCAUGGAAAAGUCGGUGGAGAUUGCAACGUCCCCCAAGACUGGCGCAGGCGUCACGCCGGCCAAGUCACGGCUUGACAAGCAAGAAGCCAUGGUGGUCAAGUAUUGUGCUCAAGCCAGUGAGCUUGUGGCAAAGGCCAGAGCUGGCCUCGACGAAGAAUCCAUCACAAUCCCCUUGCCAUCGACUGAUGGUAUCGAAAUCGGGUCGCCCGAGGAGUUUCCUGACGUCGCAGUGGAGCAUCUUGUCUGUCUGCUGGAAGGAAGCAAACUCCCGCUUGCUGAAUUGGCAGUCGGUGCCUGCAACACAUUGAACGAAGCAUUCAACGGUGCAUCGCUGUCAGUGGACGUCGUGUCGGCCAAAAUCAAGGUGCUUGCCAGUAGGAGGGCCUACGUAAAGAACCCCGCAAUCGCAAAAGGAGUGAUAGGGCCAAACAACCUAGGGAAGGACGUGGAUACUUUUGAAGAUGGCAACCCUGAUCACAUGUGGCGCUGGGAAGUCACAUCUACAGACCUCCUCCCCGACGGCUCAGUCAAGCAGAUCAAGCUAGCGAGAUCUGCUGGAUCGAAACUGAUGAAGCAGUGGAACGCGACCGCAAGUCUGCUCAAAGCCUUGGACGACUCUCUCAAGCUGCUACGUGACUCGCCCAAUCCACCACCACAAGAAAAGAUUGACAAGGCCCUAGCCAAGAUUAGCAAAGAGGAAGAGAGGGUGCUAAAGUAUGAGAGAGAGGAAGAGGCAAAGAAGCAAAAAGCCAACAAGAGUCGUCAAAAAGAAGAGAAGAAAAAGGCUGCUGAGGAAAAGAAAAUGGCUGCUGAGGAACGCAAGCGAGAGAAGGAAAGAAAGGCGCGUGAAAAAGAGGAGGCAAAGAAGGAAAAGGAAGAGGAAGCGCGGAAAAAGCAAGAGAAGGAGGAAAGAAGAAAACAGAAGCAAGCGCAGAAAAUGAUGUCCUUCUUUUCUACUGCCAAGAAGCAAACACCAAAGAGUUCGACCUCUACAACGACUGUCCAAUCCGCCCAAUCCGCAAAGCCGACUUCGACGACAGCCGACAAUGCCAGCAAGCCAAUCGCUACAAAGAAGAACGGUUUCGAUGAAGAGGAGUUUAGGGCACGCAUCAACUCUCAGUCCGUUGCAAAGGAAACGAGACCUUUUGCCUCGCUUUCGAAGCGUGCUCGAGCCAGUCGCAAACGCAAGACGAAGCUUGUCGAGAUGCGCGUGUUUGUAUCUGGCCAAACCUCUGAUAAUAAUGGUUUCGCACCACAGGCUUUCGCGAAAGAACUAGUGGUCAAACUGCGCAACCGAAACAAAUUCCUUCGCUUUAACGAAGAUGACAGACCCGCUUAUCAUGGGACGUGGAGCAAGAAAUGCGCCACCAAACACUUGGGCAGGAAACCGACUAGCAAGGAGCCUUGUUUCGAUUACGAUUACGAUAGCGAGGUUGAAUGGGAAAAGGGCGAUGACGAUCCAGGCGAAGACAUUGAGAACGACGCCGGAGACGACGAAGAAGAGAGGGCACUUGAUCGUCUCGAAGAGGGCGACACAAAGAAAUACAACUACGGGGACGGGUGGCUCCAAGAGGAUGACGAUAUCAUUCGCGAAGACCCUGAGGAAAUGGAUGACGACACCAAGAAGCUGGUCAAAGCGACCAGAAAGGACACGGACGUUGCAGCCGUGCCCGUCUGCAUUGUAGCACCAGCCAUGGGAGGGUUGCCAGUAGUCGAAGCGCACGACCAGGACGAUCCUCGUUUGCAGGGACGAAUUGAAGGUUUUCCGGUCCAAGAUGCGUUCAAGCUCGUGUUGGCUCACGAGAGCGCCAUUCUGGUUACUGACACCGACCUUUUUCUUGAUGCCUUUCCACCUUCGCUCGUCGAGGAACGCGACGGCUCAGCCACGGCUUCAGGUUCGCCUCAAUCCAAAGCCAAAGAACCAUCAAAAGAAGACCUGCGCACCUGCGCUAAAUUUCUUCAUAAUUCCAAGCAUGUCUCCAAGGCGAUUGCUGUGGAAGAGAUGCGCAAGAAAUAUCCCUCGGUCACUACCAGUCGUGCCCAGGCGACGCGAGUGCUCGAAUCCAUGGUCGUAAAGAAGCGUCUCUCGGGCGUCGUCUACUGGGAAAUCAAGCCAGAUGUUAUCAAGGAUCUGGGUCUGGAACAUGAAUUGAAGCCCAUGGAGAUUCCAGAGAAGACUCCUGACAAAGCUCAAAGCAAGAAACGCAAAGCUGCCAAUGCCUCGGAUACUAGUUGUGAUCAGCCAAAGAAGAAGAAAGCCAAAGCGCAGCCCAGUGGAGGAAGCGGCCCCAACAAGAAACAAGCAAGUCUGAUGGCUGCCUUUCUCAAAAUGCCAGUGAACAAGUAAGCUGCGUUUGACUAGCAACAUCAAAGGGGGAUACAAGUAUAGUUGUGAUGGUAUUUUUUAAAAGGACUUAGUUCUUGACUCCUGCACCGCGGUAGCAGAGGAGCAAGCCACCAUGCCAGCUAGACUAGUAGCCUAUUUGAGAAUUGGUCCUUGAUAGCCAGCUAUCGUGGGCUAGCUAGAGGUGACAGUAACCGUUACUGCCACCUCUUCAGAUCUCUGCUCUAGCUGGCACCAUGUGCUCUUCUGUUGAAGAUUCGGUGAUUCGAUUCAAUCAUUCUGUUGGCGCCCCUUUGUAUCGGAGACCUUAAAAAAGGUGUUUGGUCGUUGCGAUUGGCGCCAGCUCGCAGACCUGUCCCUGGGCCACACGGGAAAUCUAAAAGGGCUCAUCGGUCUGGGGAUACCGGUACCGUUCAUCUGGUGGUUCAGAAUAAGGAAACUCCACAACUGCGUUUUCUUCUAAUUUGCAUAUCUCCAAAUUUGUAAAACUCUGUUUUGGUUUGUUCUCUUAUUAUUCCAACCAGGUAUUUAUUUUUCAACAUUCCUGAAUUCAACAUUGUUUCUCCUUACUAUCAUAGUAUGCAUAUAGUAUUUUGAACAUUUUCCAGCCAAACCAACCAGACGCACGG
This is a messenger RNA of Seminavis robusta, 4124 nucleotides long. Lineage: Eukaryota; Bacillariophyta; Bacillariophyceae; Naviculales; Naviculaceae. The record is from the annotation of a GenBank genome assembly.